AUGGAAAUCAACAUUCAGAAUCCACCAUUGUGGAAAUGGAAGGGAUUAAAGCUCACCUCCAACUCAUCCGCUGCUGAUUUCAUCGAUGAAAACGUCCCUCGAAAGGAAGAAUUCAUCCUGGGUCCGGGAGCCGGAGCCGGGGUCGGAUGCGGCGUUGGAGUGGGGCUAGGAUUGGUCGCCGGCGCGGGAUUUGGGGGUUCGACGUGGAAUCAAGCAAGGAUUACGUUUGGACUUGGGGUUGGAUGUGGGGUUGGAGUAGGGUUUGGAUUCGGACAAGGAUUCGGGUUCGGAUCUAGUUUUCAGACCCUGAAAUCCCGGAUAGUGAAAUAG
Lactuca sativa (garden lettuce) is the source of this 330-nucleotide messenger RNA. Lineage: Eukaryota; Viridiplantae; Streptophyta; Magnoliopsida; Asterales; Asteraceae. The record is from RefSeq and is a predicted model, not a curated record.